ACUAGAAUCACAUAGAAUCACAACAAAUGAAUCACCCCCAGCUAAUUUUUGGAAUCAUAAACUACUGAGUCGUCCCUCGUUCUUUUUUUCUGGCCGUUUUGCUCAAAGCUUCAAAAUGGGAAAACCACGAGGUCUCCGGACUGCCAGGAAGCACGUAAAUCACCGCAGAGAUCAGCGAUGGGCUGACAAGGAUUACAAGAAGGCCCAUUUGGGGACACGCUGGAAGGCCAAUCCCUUCGGUGGGGCAUCACACGCCAAGGGAAUCGUCUUGGAAAAGGUUGGUGUUGAAGCCAAACAGCCCAACUCUGCCAUUCGUAAGUGCGUUCGUGUCCAAUUAAUUAAGAAUGGGAAGAAAAUUACGGCAUUCGUCCCGCGUGAUGGUAGCUUGAACUACAUUGAGGAGAACGAUGAAGUCCUAGUUGCGGGUUUCGGACGAAAAGGUCAUGCCGUUGGUGACAUUCCCGGCGUUCGUUUUAAGGUCGUGAAAGUAGCGAACGUGUCACUCUUGGCGCUUUACAAGGAAAAGAAGGAGAGACCACGAUCCUAAAUUACAGGAAAGGGGUCGUCUUUUCUUUUAUUUUUUCUUAUUUAACAACAACAAAAAGA
This is a messenger RNA of Lutzomyia longipalpis, 606 nucleotides long. It is a transcript of the gene RpS23, whose product is annotated as 40S ribosomal protein S23. Lineage: Eukaryota; Metazoa; Arthropoda; Insecta; Diptera; Psychodidae. The transcript has 4 exons. The coding region runs from base 116 to 547 and encodes 143 amino acids. Gene Ontology annotation, biological process: translation. Gene Ontology annotation, molecular function: structural constituent of ribosome. The record is from RefSeq and is a predicted model, not a curated record. Gene Ontology annotation, cellular component: cytosolic small ribosomal subunit; ribosome.